Messenger RNA from Erigeron canadensis, 3028 nucleotides. Its product is annotated as MACPF domain-containing protein At1g14780-like. Lineage: Eukaryota; Viridiplantae; Streptophyta; Magnoliopsida; Asterales; Asteraceae. The transcript has 7 exons. Gene Ontology annotation, biological process: regulation of salicylic acid mediated signaling pathway; plant-type hypersensitive response. Gene Ontology annotation, cellular component: plasma membrane. The coding region runs from base 152 to 2008 and encodes 618 amino acids. The record is from RefSeq and is a predicted model, not a curated record.
AUCACUUGUGUAUUACUAAUUCAACUCAUCAUUUAAUUACUUUUUUAUUAUAUAUCUAUUUAUAUAUGUCAUUUCCCUCACACACACACACUAUAAUACUCUACUUGUAUAAACUCUAUUUGAAUAUAUAAAUAUAUAAUUGUAUGUAUGUAUGAUGGAGGGAAUUGAGGUGACGGCGUUGGAAUCGUUAGGGUUAGGGUUUGAUAUCGCGAGUGAUUUCCGGCUAAAGUUUGCGAAAGGAUGCCCGGAUGGCGGUGGACGGCUGGUGAAGAUUGAUGAAUCUAAUGAUAGAGACAUUGUUAUUCCUGCAGCAGCAGGUGGUUCCAGUGUUGUUGUUUCAGGUGUUUCUCAAGAUAUUCGUUGCGAUAAAGGCGAUCGUAUUCGCUUCAAAUCCGAUGUCUUGGAAUUCAAUAAGAUGUCAGAAUUACUUAAUCAAAAAUCAUCAAUACAAGGAAAAGUACCAUCAGGCUACUUUAAUGCGUUAUUUGAUCUAAGUGGAGCAUGGUUAAAUGAUAUCUCAGACGCAAAAUAUAUUGCUUUUGAUGGAUACUUUAUCUCUCUGUACUAUUUGCACCUCACAGCAUCUCCACUGGUACUCCAAGAAAGUGUCAAGAAGUCUGUUCCGACUCAUUGGAAUCCAUUGUUACUAGCUAGGUUCAUUCAGACUUAUGGCACACAUAUUAUUGUAGGGAUGGCUGUUGGAGGUCAAGAUAUAAUAUGUGUUAAACAAAAACCAUCAUCCCCUAUUCCCCCCGGAGAACUUAAAAGAUAUCUGGAUGAUCUCGGAGAUAGUCUAUUUUCAGAUGGGAGGAGUCCUUCUCUGAUGGAGAGAAAAACAAAAGAUGGCAAACAAAAAAUUCCAGAUGUAUUCACUCGUAUGUUGCAGCCACAUACCAUGCAAUUCACCAACAUCACCGAAACGUCAAGCAAGGAUGGACUCACAGUUAUUGAGUGUAAAAGAGGCGGAGAUGUAUUUUCAGAAAGUCAUUCAAAAUGGCUUCAGACCGUUGGUACUAAUCCUGAAGCAAUGCUUUUUAAAUUUGUACCGAUUACUUCUCUUCUUAAUGGGGUCCCUGGUAGUGGAUAUCUUAGCCAUGCAAUCAACUUGUAUUUACGCUACAAACCUGCUCUUGAAGAUUUGCAGUGUUUCUUAGAGUUUCAAGUUCCAAGACAAUGGGCGCCUCUAUUUUGUGAGUUACCUCUUAGGCAUCAACGAAGAAAAACCUCUUGCCCUCGGCUUCAGUUUAGUUUCAUGGGUUCCAAGAUCUAUGUCAGCACGACCCAGGUUUUAAGUGAUGAUAAACCGGUCAUUGGUCUACGUUUGUUUUUGGACGGAAAGAAAAGCAACCGAUUAGCAAUGCAUGUACAACAUUUAUCCAGUCUACCGGACACCAUAACACAUAUAUCUUCCAAAUCAACCAUAAACCGCAGGUUGUCUCAAUGGCGCGGCUCUGAUGAAUAUGAAACUAGCGCCCAGUUUCUCGAACCAAUCAGAUGGAAACGGUUUUCAAAUAUAUGCUCAUCUGUAGUCAAACAUGAUCCUAACUGGUUAACUGAAGAACCAUCCGGGGGUGUCUAUAUUGUAACUGGGGCUCAGCUGGUCACCAAAGGGAAAUGGCCUAAAACUGUACUACACCUUCGGUUACUCUUCACCCACCUUCCAAACUGCACUAUCCGUAAGACAGAAUGGGCCGGUGCACCAGCAGUUGCUCGCAAGUCCAGUCUUUUCACAAACCUAAGCUCGACCUUUUCAUUCACACAGCGGUCAGUUACAAAUGCACCAAAGCAGCAGUCUGAAAUGCUUAACUCGGGUGUGUAUCCUGACAGCCCACCGGUGCCAGUCAGGUCCACAAAACUGCGAAAAUAUGUGGACAUGGAUGAGGUUGCACGGGGGCCAAACGACUCUCCUGGCCAUUGGUUGGUGACCGCGGGUAAGUUGGUGAUGGAUGGUGGUAAGAUCGGGUUGCAUGUCAAGUUUGCGUUGUUAAAUUUUGCACCGGAAUGGUAAUAAUGUGAUUCUGUAUAUAAGGUUGAUAGAGAGUGUGUGCGUGUGAGAGGCUUUUACAUGAAUUGUUUUUCUAUUUUUGACGGAAGGGUAAACUGGAGGGCUUAAUAAUUAAUUGACGGUAAUGACUCCAACUAAUGAGAUAAAACUAGUUGAUUCUUUUUUAUAAUUAGAAAUCUCAAUUAAAACGGUUGUAAAGAUGACCACCCAUAUGUAGCCAUGGCAGAACGUCUUGGCGAUGAUCAAUGGAAGACCAAAAGCAUACAAACUCGAAAAGACAUGUGUUAUAUAUAAAAAAUACAAAUAUCAAAAACCAAAAGCAUGUGGUUGCUGAUAUUUGUCAAGGCUUUAUAAUGUCUAGCAAAAAUCAGUUAGACUAACCAAAUGUUAUGAAUUACUACUGUACUUUCUUACAGUUUAUAUAUAUGUAAAGAUGACUGGUUUGAUUUUGGGAGAACACAACCAUUUGGCAUCUUAAAGGUAUAUUUGAUUGUACCGGUUUAUAUAUAUGUAAAAAUAACUGGUUUGGGAGAACACAACCAUUUGGUUUCUUAAAGAUAUUUUGAUUGUACCGAAUGUAAAAAUUUGAUUGGACCGAAUGUAAUGAGCAAGUAAAGGAAUAGCCUUCCUCCAAUGUGUUUGUUUUAUUUCUUAGAAAAAGUAAGUAUCAGUUCCGUCUUUUGCGGGUUUUUGAGCCCUAAUACUCCGACGGUAACCAGAUGUGAAAUCAUUGAUUCAAUUCAGAUCAGUUUCGAAACCAUGGAAGUCUCUCAUCGACAGCCGCGAGUUUAUUGCUGAUUACCACGCUCGUCAUUGUAAUCAUCGUCUGCUUCUCAGGUAUUAUUGUUGGCUCGGGAAAUAUGUUUCGAUUGUGGACGAUGAUGAUACAUUCCCACAACACGAGAUUUCUGUUCCAAUGUAUGUUACCGGAGUCGAAUAUUCCACUACCUCUCAAGGCUUAAUAUUCUUUUACAAAACUUGUGAAAAGUCAGUUAGUGGUUCUUCUGGAAUGCUUUUAUGGAA